Messenger RNA from Sphaeramia orbicularis (orbiculate cardinalfish), 2182 nucleotides. Its product is annotated as natterin-3-like. The record is from RefSeq and is a predicted model, not a curated record. The coding region runs from base 471 to 1511 and encodes 346 amino acids. The transcript is spliced from 2 exons. Lineage: Eukaryota; Metazoa; Chordata; Actinopteri; Kurtiformes; Apogonidae.
CCUCUCUGGGUGCUUGACUCCAGCUGCAGCCCCUCCGUUUCCUCUGUAACUGCAGGACUCUCCAGUUUCUCUGCGUAGUCGUCCAGUCAGGCUCAGAGCUAACAGCUGAUCCAAGACGGAAACAACAGAGUCCGAAAGUUCACAAAACAGGAGGAAGAGGAGAACGAAAGGUGAAAAACAUGUGGUUGUGCAACUGCUAGGAAAGGAAACCACAACAGAGAGAGAGAGAGAGAGAGAGAGAGAGAGAGAGAGAGAGAGAGAGAGAGAGCUGCUGGAAGUCUUUUGGACCUUAUAUGGGUCGGACUCCGUCUGCUGGUGGAACAUGAGACCUGAGUCCAAACAGGAAGACGUGAAACAGAAAGCAGAGAGUGGACUCCAUCCAGGAGGGUCUGACUGACGUCCCAGUGGACCAGUGACCCAGAUCUAGAGGACGGGCUUUCUUUAAAGAACUCCAGUCAUCGAAUCUACAAAUGGAUCUCCUAAUUGUUCCUGUUUUGCUUUUAGCUCUCUUGAGCUCCGCCUCAGUCAGACCAGCCAUGGCCUCAGAUUAUAUCCAGUUUCAUCGCACCAGUCUGCAGUGGCAGACCUGGACCGGCACUAUUCCCAACGGGGCAGUGGCAGCAUACAUUGAAAAUCAGAAUCGCUACGAAUACGUGGCCAAAUACGAACAUGAGAUUGGUUUCUACUGCCCUACCUUGGAUCACUACUGUCACUACGCCGCUGGAGGACGUGAGCAUCGUAGGAGUUCGUUUGAGAUCCUGGUGAACAAAGACAACUUCGAGCUCCUGGAGUGGAAGCCGGGUUCGUACGGUUCGGUGCCAGAGAACGCAGUCAAGAGCGUCCCAGACUUAGACAUAUACGUCGCCAAGACCAGAUUUGGUCUUGGAAAAGUGCACGCUAGACACGAAGCCUUUUUUCAUCCCUACGACGGUAGUGAGCAUUGGCACAAGCACUACGACAUCCUAACCUUCAGCCGUGACAUAAUUAAAGAGGAAAUCCAUGAUCUCAUCUACCAUACUAACGGGGUACACGUCCUCAAGAAUCCUCCAGAGAUCCUCGCCACAACCAGAGUCUCAAACAACAACGUUACACCAGCAAAACAAACUUCUCAACUGUCAAACACUGUAGAAGAACAGGAAUCGUGGAGCACAAGCUCUACUCUAACCGUUGGUUUCUCCCUUAGCGUCACUGCCAGAAUCCCAUUAUUUGCCUCUACAACGAUUGGUUUUUCUGAAGAGAGAUCUUUCACAGUUACAGAAGGGUCGACUAAGAAGAAAUCGACCACCCACGCUGUUUCUAUUGAGCACGAGGUUCCACCACACCACUCCUGCUCGGUGCAAAUGGUGGCGUACAAGUACAGCGCCAACAUCCCCUUCACAGGCCGCCUCCAACGCACCUACAGACAAGGACAAAAGGGCUGGACCUCCAUCACCGGGACCUACAAGGGCGUCCAGGUUGCAGAAGUCCAGGCUGUCGUGGACGGCUGUACGCCUCUUUCCAGGGAUCUAUAAAUCAAACUGUGAUGAGUGAAUAGAAGGCAUAUAUAAUAUCCAUCUGCUUAUGCUUGAUAUGUACCAGAAAAAAUGUUGCCAAAUCAAGUCUCUCGAUGUAAUUUGUCGUUGAAGGAUCCAGUAUUUUUAGGUGCUUCCAUGCAUCUUUGGGUUUGUCAUUAAUCAUCAUACCUCAGGAACAGUUUAACAGCUCAGGUGACAGGAAGUGGGUGUGGUGGACAGCAGAUAUACACAAUCCAGGACUUCACCACAAGACCUUUUUCAGAUGUAGGCCAGUCUGGGGUUCGUUUCUGCACUAGCUCGUUAAAUUGUUAAGCCCAGUACAAGGCAAAAUGUGUCCAUUUAAUGCAUUUUGCGCUAUCCUGUUUCUGGGCUCGCUCUUUGUUCGUUAACAACAAACACAACGCAAAAUGCAUUUGCGCGUUAGCUCGUUAGCCCAAUGCAACGCAAAACACGUUAUCUUGUUUCUGGGCUAGUUGGUUAUAAGUGUGCACUCGCCCAGUUCCUCGUUCCAGGGCUGAUUUUAGCGCAGAUCUCAGAGGUCUGCAUUAGAAUGAGUAUUCAUAUUCAAUACAUAUAAUAUAUAUGUAUUCUUGUAGCUUCAUUUCACUUUGUUUCUGUCAUGUAUUUCCUUUGAAAUAUUAUUUACAUUUGAAAAAGAAGAUUUUUAA